AUGUGGCCAGGGAUUGCAGUGCUCUGCCUGCUCGGGAUCAUGGACAUUGCCCAAACUUUACCUGUCUCCCAGGAGUCUCAGAUGAGCCAGGAAGACAUCCGAUUUGCCGAGGAGUACCUGAGGAGGUUCUACCACCUGAGGGAGGAGGGGGGCCGUCGCAGCAGGAGGGGCACGGCAGCGUUUGAGGACAGGGUCCGGAACAUGCAGGAGUUCUUCGGCCUGGAGGUGAGCGGGCGCCUGGACUCCCCGACGCUGGCGGUGAUGAGGAAGGCGAGGUGUGGGGUCCCCGACGUGGAGAACUAUGGCUUCUACCCUGACAAGCCCAGAUGGAAGAACCGCACGAUCACGUACAGGCUCGAGACGUACACCCCAGACCUGCGGAGGGAGGAGGUGGAGACGUCCUUCCGUCUGGCACUGAAGACGUGGAGCGACAAUGCGCCUCUCAAAUUCGUGAAAGUGGACCGCGGGGAGGCUGACAUCAUGAUCUCCUUUGGGUCCAAAGAUCAUGGGGACUUCUUCCCUUUCGAUGGCCCGAGGGGGGUGCUGGCCCACGCCUUCGAGCCAGGGGAGGACAUGGGGGGAGACAUCCACUUUGACGAGGAUGAGAUCUGGACAAUGGGGCGACAUAACCGUGGCUACAACCUGUUCACCGUGGCAGCUCAUGAGCUGGGGCACUCCCUAGGCCUGGCACAUUCCAAGGACCCCUCCGCCCUCAUGUACCCCAACUACAAAUACUACAACAUGGCCCGCUACAGCCUGCCAAUCGACGACAGGCUGGGAAUCCAGGCUCUCUACGGAUCCUACAGCACCAGGAAGCAGGAAACUCUGGCCACACCUGAGAAGUGCGACCCUGCCCUCUCCUUUGAUGCUGUAGCAGUGAUCGGGAAAGAGAUGGUGUUCUUCAAAAACAGGUACAUGUGGCUGAGGUCCACCUGGUUGGCCUAUUAUGACAGAGUAAGAGAAGGCCUCACCAGCUCAUAUCUGCCCAGCAUUCUCUCACCUGUGGACGCAGCCUAUGACAUCCCCACCAAGGGCGUGGCCUACAUCUUCACAGGUCCUAAAUACUGGGUUGUGCAACAGGUAAACAUGAAGAGCCAUUACGGCUCCAUAUAUGACUAUGGGUUUCCCAAGACAGUAAAGAAAAUCGACGCAGCUGUGCAUCUUAAAGAGUACAAGAAAACCUAUUUCUUUGUGGGGGACAUCUAUUACAGGUACGAUGAAGCCAGAAGUGCAAUGGACCCCGGAUUCCCGAGGAGUAUCGCGACCAACUGGUCGGGAAUCAAAGGGAAAAUAGACGCAGCUUUAGAACUAAAAGGCUACGUCCAUAUCUUCAGUGGUUCAAAGGCAUAUAAGUACGACUACAAACAGAGGCGUGUGCUGUAUUCGGUUAAAGCCAAUGCCUGGCUUGGCUGCUGA
Megalops cyprinoides (Indo-Pacific tarpon) is the source of this 1416-nucleotide messenger RNA. It is a transcript of the gene mmp20a, whose product is annotated as matrix metallopeptidase 20a (enamelysin). Gene Ontology annotation, biological process: collagen catabolic process; extracellular matrix organization; proteolysis. The transcript has 10 exons. Gene Ontology annotation, cellular component: extracellular matrix. Gene Ontology annotation, molecular function: zinc ion binding; metalloendopeptidase activity. NCBI's taxonomy places the organism in Eukaryota, Metazoa, Chordata, Actinopteri, Elopiformes, Megalopidae. The record is from RefSeq and is a predicted model, not a curated record. The coding region runs from base 1 to 1416 and encodes 471 amino acids.